Striga asiatica is the source of this 2182-nucleotide messenger RNA. Lineage: Eukaryota; Viridiplantae; Streptophyta; Magnoliopsida; Lamiales; Orobanchaceae. The record is from the annotation of a GenBank genome assembly.
AUGUCCCAGGAAAAUGGAGGGGAGACUCUGGAAGCAAAAAUUGAGAUGCUGCUGAACGUCGAGAAGCAAAUGAGGCAGGUGGGUGACGUUUCCGGCACGCGGAAGGCCGUCACCGAUAUUCUAAAGCUCUGCCUUGAGGCCGGCGCGUGGAAGACACUCAACGAGCAGAUUGUGCUCAUCUCCAAGCGGCGUGGGCAGUUGAAACAGGUGCCUGUUAAUUUCUUGAGAUUGUUCAGUGCUUUUUUCCUUUUGUUUCAUCUGUGGGUUAGUCUAGUUGAAACUACAAGUUCAAUUGUCCAUGCGUGCCUGCAGUCUCUUCACAUUCGAUUAGGGUUCCUGCUUUGUGGUGUUGAUCUGGCUAACAAUAUUAGUUCGAGGUAUGGAAUUAGCGGUUCGUACUCUUCUGUGAUUCUCUCGUUCUCUUGGUUAGCUGUGCAAGCCAUGGUCCAACAAGCAAUGCUAUACAUUGACCAGACUCCAGAUCUUGAUACUAAAAUAGAGCUUAUCAAGACACUUAACAAUGUGUCUGCUGGGAAGAUCUAUGUGGAGAUUGAGAGAGCUCGUCUGGUUAGAAAACUUGCAAAGAUUAAGGAAGAACAAGGUCAAAUAGCUGAGGCUGCAGACUUGAUGCAAGAAAUUGCGGUGGAAACAUUUGGCGCCAUGGCAAAAACUGAAAAAAUAGCGUUCAUUCUUGAGCAAGUCCGGUUGUGUUUAGAUCGGCAGGAUUAUGUCCGUGCACAGAUACUGUCGCGAAAAAUUAGUCCUAGAGUGUUUGAAGCUGACAUUUCAAAAGAAAAAAAGAAGCCUAAAGAAGGUGAAAACAUUGUUGAAGAACCUGCUGCUGAUAUUCCAUCGCUGUUGGAGUUGAAAAAGAUAUACUACCAGUUGAUGAUUCGGUAUUACAUGCAUAGCAAUGAUUACCUUGAAAUAUGCCGUUGUUACAAGUCAAUAUAUGAUAUUCCCUCUGUGAAAGAAGACCCUGCCCAGUGGAUACCGCUGUUGAGAAAAAUAUGUUGGUAUCUGGCCUUGUCUCCUCAUGAUCCUAUGCAGUCUAGCCUUCUCAAUUCAACCUUGGAGGAUAAGAACCUCUCAGAGAUUCCUCAUUUCAGGUUAUUGUUGAAACAACUGGUCACUAUGGAGGUUAUUCAAUGGAUAGCUCUGUGGGACACAUUCAAAGAUGAGUUUGAGAGUGAAAAGUACAUGGUUGGUGGUUCUUUAGGUGAAAAGGCAGCUGAAGAUCUGAAACUCAGAAUAAUAGAACAUAACAUCCUUGUUGUCUCAAAAUACUAUUCACGGAUUACCUUGAAGAGACUUGCAGAUCUGCUAUGCCUUACAGUCAAGGAAGCAGAGAAACAUCUCUCGGAUAUGGUUGUCUCGAAAGCAUUGGUGGCAAAAAUCGAUAGACCUGUGGGCGUGAUUAGUUUCCAAUCGGCCAAGGACAGCAAUGACAUUUUAAAUUCAUGGGCAUUGAACUUGGAGAAGCUGCUCGACCUUGUUGAGAAGAGUUGCCACCAAAUCCACAAGGAGACAAUGAUCCACAAAGCUGUGCUUAGAGUUUGAGAACUUCUUCUUUGUUAAAAACGGGUAGCACUUGUGCCUGUUCCAGUGGCAAGAGCCAGGAUGGACAUUCAUAUUCAUUGCUAUUGUGUGCCCCAACUUUCGGAAUGAUUUGGCACUAGGUGUGUUAUCCUAUUCCAUGUUCUCUAUCCUUUCUAAUAUUUUUGGCAUUUUUCAUGUGGUUCUAUUCUGUCAAUUUUUACAUGCAAUAUAAGUUCUUUUGAGGAAUUAAUGUAUCCGUGCUCGUGAGCAAAUAUUUGUUCAAAGUUCCCGUACAUGACCAGAAAUGUGCGUAAUUAGUUUGCCACUUUGAACGUUCUACAGAUGUGUUGUUGGCUGAAUUUGAGUCUUCUUAUGACUUUGAUGCCCAUAUUGUCCCCAGAAUGUUUGUUUGCUUCUAUUCAAGAAAAGAAAGAAUGUAGACAAUUAAAUCUAUGGUCUUGUGGUUUGGCGAUGGAUGAAAAAGCCCUUCGAAAACCACUGGUUUUUGCAGUUGCCACAUUUGAACCAGUCUUUAGUGGCAAGAUUGAAAACACACAAGUUUACGUCAAGUGAAUGUGGUGAAUUUUUAGAAAAAUUAGAACGUAUGGUAAGUUGGGAAAAUUGACUAAAUUGCAAAUGGUGG